Molecule: messenger RNA, 3132 nt
Organism: Spodoptera frugiperda (fall armyworm)
Lineage: Eukaryota; Metazoa; Arthropoda; Insecta; Lepidoptera; Noctuidae
Product: juvenile hormone esterase-like
Exons: 7
Coding region: 424-2193 (589 amino acids)
Source: RefSeq, a predicted model, not a curated record
UUCUGUAAAUCAGGUUAAGUGAGCGCCGAGGCUUAAACAGGUUCGGCUUAAUCACAGCCAUACAUUACAAGAUUCAAACUUGAAAAUGAAAAUCAUUUAUUUGCUAGAAAACACGGUUACAAAGGUGUUAUAUUAUAGUCAUACAGUACAGCAUGUCUCACCAGUGCACGACGAUAGAAAUAGGGAUGGUGUGCCAUAUGACGUUUUAUGGACAAUACCACGAGAAUCUAAUAAGAGUUGCUUAGAUUUUAGAUUGUGCUAAAACCUACGCAGUGACAAAAACUAUUUGGUAAAUAAGUGGCCGAAAUCACUGACACGACAAGUGUGCUCUAAGCCUUACAUUACAAGCAAUCAUCGUUUGGCAUAUAUAUAUGCAGCCCGUAAGUGCUGAGCGGUAAACUGGCAGAGUUAAUUGAACACAUCAUGCUCUGGCGCGGCAGUGUGCUGGUGAUCGCCGUCUGCUUCUCGUUUGACAUCGUCUCCUCUCAUAAGUUGAGAUGUAAUGUGCGCAUGCGUAUUGAAUCUGGAUGGGUCUGCGGCCUGCGCAGACGAGGAGAAUACAACACCGAGUACGCCAGCUUCAGGGGCAUUCCGUAUGGCCGGCAACCACUGGGGGAGCUGCGGUUUAAGGAGCUCCAGCCAGUGAAGCCGUGGCGUCAUUAUUUAGAUGCCACAAAGGAAGGACCCAUAUGUCCUCAGCAUGACGAGCUUUACGGACGUAUGGUCGCUCCCACAAAGGGUAUGAGUGAAUCGUGCAUCUACGCCAACGUCCAUGUACCCUUGAAAGCUCUUUCAGUCGUGAGAAGUACUGACGAGUACGAAUAUAAGGACUGGGACAGACAUGGGCACAAAAAGGGCAUUCCUAUUUUAGUUUUCAUUCAUGGCGGGGGCUUUCAAUCAGGAUCAGGAGACACUGACGUUCACGGACCAGAGUACCUCGUCAGCAAAGGGAUAAUUGUGAUCACUUUCAAUUAUAGGAUCAACGUGUUUGGCUUUCUUUCGCUGAACACUCCCAAGAUACCUGGCAAUGCGGGUCUCAGAGACCAGGUGACGCUGCUGCGUUGGGUUCAGCGAAAUGCGAGAGCUUUUGGUGGAGACCCGACCGAUGUAACGCUGGCGGGACAGAGCGCUGGGGCAGCCUGCGCCCAUUUACUGUCUCUGUCAAACGCCACUAAGGGACUUUUUAAGAGGGUUAUAAUAAUGAGUGGUACUGCCGUACCGUCGUUUUAUGCAGCUUCACCGAUUUACGCAAAACAGGCUGCUACCAGAUUUUUAACGCUCUUGGGAAUCAACUCUACAGAUCCGGACCUCAUCCAUGACCAACUUGUUAAAACUCCACUCGAAGACAUUUUAAAAGCUAACUCCGAGUACCAAUUUGAGAGCGGACUAGUCUCCUUUGUACCAGUGAGGGAAGAUAAACAAUUAGGACUUGAGAGAAUUGUAGACGAUGAUCCAAUCACACUUAUGGAGCAAGGUCGAGGGAAAGAAUAUCCAAUGAUCGUUGGUUUCACUGACAACGAGUGCGAAUUUUUCAAGAGAAGAUUUUUACACUUUGAUGUUUUGGGUCGGAUAAAAGCUAACCCACUGGUGAUUUUAAGAAGCGAGAUUCCAUUUACGACGCUUCCUAAUGUGACACUCGCAUUGGCCAAUAAAGUGAUUGAUCGGUACUUCCACGGAAAUCUAAAUAUAGAUGACUAUUUAGAAGUAUGCAGAGACACAUUGUUUAUGUAUCCAGCAUUUCAAAUAGUUCAGUGGAGAGCUAGAAUGCACGAUGCAGCACCAGUCUACUUGUACCAGUUCGCUUACGAGGCUGACUUCAACGCGGUGAAAGUAGGUCUCAACUUGCAGUACAACGGCACAGCUCAUGUUGAAGACCUCACUAACAUUUUCCGCGAGAAUGCACUCCUCGAUGACAGGCAGACUUUCCCUCCCGUCAGUAGGGACGACUCCAUGAAGGAUUGGAUGACUCAAUUUGUGGUUGACUUCAUGCAUUGCAAUAAGCCUUCCUGCUCCGAGCCGGGCUGGUAUCCAGUGCAGGCAGAUCACUAUAACUAUGAGAACAUCCAGGAACCGACAGUACAUGACAACGUACUGCCGAACGAGUAUCAACAACACACAAUCAAGUUUUUCGACGUGAUCGAACAAAUUGCAAGGGACUCCUCACUGGACACUUCCACAACGACUACCGGAUAGAUGAUAAAAAUAAUGACAAGUAUCAGGCGAAGCUAUGUACAAUUUGUACAUCUGAUCAAGUUGAAUAAGUUUAAUAAUAUUGAUUGUUAUGUUAUCGGCUUACUCACGUACUGUUUUGACGAGGAACUCGACUAGUUUCAAGCCAUGCUAGAGGCUCAUAUUCAUGAGCAGCAUUCCGCGACACACGACGCGGUGAUUGUCGCGCUGCUACUGGCGAUUCGAGGAUCGCGCCCAUCGCGCCCUCUGUCUGGAAUCGCGCGCACUAUCCGGCGCGCGCGACGAUGUUGGCUCGUUAGACUCGUUCGCCGGCGGCUGCGCAGGUGUUAGAUUCGAUUCUCGGGUCGGCGCAAAAACGGUGUUACAUACCGCGCUCACUGUGUCACACUCCAGACCCGCAACAUUGUAGGUUGACGCAGAUUGUAGACUCGGCUUCCAGGCAGGUGUAAUGCCCAGCCACCGUCUCUGUUGAAGUUGGGACGGCGACUUAUUUCGAUGGCCUCACGUACUUUCCGCGGUACAAAGUAUUUCUCCCUCGCUAGUACGGAGACCUUGUCGUAGACCCUGUUCUUCACACUGCGUAUGUGUUCUUUGAGUCUGGUUGUGAUGUUGCGGCGAGUUUCCCCGAUGUAACUCGAGCCACAGUCGCACGGUAUCAUGUAUACCCCGGGAACUGCCAGUGGAUCCUUGUCCUUAGGCGAGCGUAACAAGUUUCGUAAUUGACCGGGUGGGCGGAAGAUCGUCCUGAUGCUGUAUCUACGGCGUAACAGGUGUCCGAUGUGAGUAAGCCGAUAACAUAAUAAUUAAUUUAGUAUGUCUCACGAAAGUUACAAUAAAAUAAUAUUGAUUGUUUUGGAAGUUUGUUGAUAUUUUUUCACUGUACUUCUCUGCUAACAAGUUUGUAAUUUACCCAUAUUAGCAAAUAAAUGAUUUGGAUUUGAA